GAUCCAACAUGUCCGGGAGAAAAACUCAGGGGUUCAUGGGAGCCGUAGAUCCAAACGAGAGGAGGAUUGUUCUGGUAGGGAAGACCGGCGUGGGGAUGAGCGCAGCAGGAAACACCAUCCUGGGGAGGGAAGCCUUCGAGUCGAAGCUGUCUCUGUCUUCCCUGACGUCCGACUGUGACAAGGCCAGAGGGUCGGUGGACGGCCGUCCGGUGGCCAUCAUCGACACUCCGGGGUUGUUCGACACAAACCUCACCCAGGAAGAAGUGCAGAGCAGGAUUACGAGCUGCAUUUCGCUGUCGACUCCGGGUCCUCACGCCUUCCUGGUGGUCCUGCAGCUGGGCCGGCUCACCCAGGAAGAGAAAGAAACCGUCAAGAUGAUCCAGACCAAGUUCGGGGAGGCUGCAGCCAGAUACACGAUGGUGCUGUUCACACACGGGGACAAGCUGAAGAACCAAACCAUAGAAGGCUUCAUCUCCAAGACUCCCGACCUGGUCGCCCUGGUUCAGAGCUGCUCCGGCAGAUACCACGUCUUCAACAACGAGGUUAAAGACCUCACGCAAACCAGCGAACUGCUGGACAAAAUCGACAGGAUGACGACGGCCAACGGUGGAAACUACUACAGCAACGACAUGUUCGUUAGGCCGGAGGCCGCCAUCGAGAAGGAGAAGGAGCGACUGCUGAAGGAGAGGGAGGAGGAGAGGCAGAGUUACCCCGCAGGGUUCGUGGGAGCCGCAAAUCCAAACGAGAGGAGGAUUGUUCUGGUAGGGAAGACCGGCGUAGGGAUGAGCGCAGCAGGAAACACCAUCCUGGGGAGGGAAGCCUUCGAGUCUGUGCUGUCUCUGUCCUCCCUGACGUCCGACUGUCAAAAGGCCACAGGGUCGGUGGACGGCCGUCCGGUGGCCGUCAUCGACACUCCGGGACUGUUCGACACAAACUUGACCCAGGAAGAAGUGCAGAGCAGGAUUACGAGCUGCAUUUCCCUGUCGUCUCCGGGUCCUCACGCCUUCCUGGUGGUCCUGCAGCUGGGCCGGCUCACCCAGGAGGAGAAAGAAACCGUCAAGAUGAUCCAGACUACGUUUGGGGAGGAAGCAGCCAGAUACACGAUGUUGCUGUUCACACACGGGGACAAGCUGAAGAAGCAGACGAUCGAAGGCUUCCUCUCCGAGAGUGCUGACCUGGUCGCCCUCAUUCAGAGUUGCUCCAACAGAUACCACGUCUUCAACAACAAGGUUAAAGACCUCACGCAAACCAGCCAACUGCUGGACAAAAUCGACAGGAUGACGACGGCCAACGGCGGAAGCUACUACAGCAACGACAUGUUCGUGAGGGCGGAGGAGGAGGAGCGACUGCUGAAGGAGAGGGAGGAGGAGAGGAUUGUUCUGGUAGGAAAGACCGGCGUUGGGAAGAGUGCGGCAGGAAACACCAUCGUGGGGAGGGAAGCCUUCGAGUCUGUGCUGUCUCCGUCCUCCCUGAAAUCCGACUGUCAGAAAGCCAAAGGGUCGGUGGCCUGCCGUCCGGUGGCCAUCAUCGAUACUCCGGCGCUGUUCGACACAAACUUCACCCAGAAGGAAGUGCAGAGCAGGAUCAAGAGCUGCAUUUACCUGUCGGCUCCGGGUCCUCAUGCCUUCCUGGUGGUCCUGCAGCUUGGCCGAUUAACCCAGGAGGAGAAAGACACCGUCAAGAUGAUCCAGACCACGUUCGGCGAGGAAGCAGCCAAAUACACGAUGGUGCUGUUCACACACGGAGACCGGCUGAAGGAGCAAACCAUCGAAGACUUCAUCUCCAAGAGUCCCGACCUGGUCGCCUUCAUUCAGAGUUGCUCCAACAGAUACCACGUCUUCAACAACGAGGUUAAAGACCUCACGCAAACCAGCCAACUGCUGGACAAAAUCGACAAGAUGAUGAUGGCCAACGGGGGAAGCUACUACAGCAACAACAUGUUCGUGAGGGUGGAGGCCGACAUCGAGAAGGAGAUGGACCGACUCCUGAAGGAGAGGGAUGAGGAGAUGCAGAGAGAGCUGGAGGAGCUCAGGAUGAAAUACUCGGAGGAAGUCUACCGCCGGAAGGAGGCCGAGUUGAACCGGAAGUACGAGGAACAAGCCCGGACUCGCGCGGAGAGGCCCAACAAAUUCAGCCUCUCGCUGACCAUCGGUUUGGCCAAGAGGUACGGCACCGCCAUCGGAUCUGCCGUGGGUGCCAUAGGAGGUCCGAUUGGUUCGGUAGUCGGGGGCGCGGUCGGCGGCGCCGCCGGAGCUGUUGUUGGGGUGAUAACCGUGCAAGUCUCCAAACGCUGCAGUACGCAGUGAAGACAACACGACCUUCCCAAUUCCUGGAAAGAUUCCGCUUAGGAAUCUGUGACUACGUUUCCAUGCAGCCAAUAACCCUUUUCUAACCGGAAUAUUAGCAAUAACCCACUUCUGCACGGCCAUGUAAACACCAAUAACCCCUUUGAAGAACCAGAAUUUGCUCAUAUUCCAUUUUUUUUAAAACCCCAAUAUGACCCCUUGGGUUCCUCCUUUUCUAACCCGAAUACUUGGUCAUGUAAACGCCUAACGGGAUUUCCCCAUCAAAAGGAACAGGAAUUUGUUUUCUGCGCAUGUUCUUUUCGAAUCUUGGUCUUUUGAAUCCUAGAAGUUCUUAUAAACCAGGAGGAGAUUAAUCACUUCAUAAAUGUAAUGAAAGACAUGAACAUUUUGUCAUUUGUAGACGGUAGAAAGUACCGGGAUAGCCAGAUUUACAAAAAGGUGAGCGAAAAGUUGCAUAAAGCAGGAUUUAUACGAACUCCAGACCAGAUCAAGCUCCGCAGGAAGACGCUGAAAAAGGCAACUUCUACUGGGUUGUUGAUUAUCCGCCGUGCUGCUGUUGUUGUUGUUGUUGUUGUUGUUGUUUUGGAUUUGGAUACAGGAAGAGAAAGCAGAAAUGAGGGGAAUUGCCUCAUGAAAUUCUCUGUGCGUCACUGGUUUUAUCCAGAUAUCCUAAAUGAUUACAAUCACCAUGUAAACAGGGAUAACCCUUUCACGCAUGGAAACACAUUAUUCCCAAUGUUUCAGUAACCGGAAUAUUGACCAUAACCCCAAUUUUGACUGCAUGGAAACGUAGUCUGUUUUACUCUGCUGGGAUGAACCAACCCUACUUUUUUUAUUCUGAUACUACUUCCCAGGCUUUUAAUAUCAGCAGACACCUGAUAGUGAUCUGGAGGUUCUGAGGGCAUCAUGGUCGACUUACAGAGGUUCAGGUCUGGACUCCUCCCAUCAUUACUGGCGGUAAACAACACUCACAACUGGCUUUGGACUCCCAUACUGGACAUCUCUGAGGACGACUGUGAAUCCCCUCAUGGCAGAAGGUCACACACCAACAACACUAGCACAACAUCAUGGCAGAGGAGACUAAAGACACUGAAGAAACUACAGAUGGACGAGAAAACAAGACCAAGACUGAAUGAGAGAUGAAACAAGAAGGAAUCUGGAACGGAGUCCUAAAAGAAAGUACUGUAUCAGCCCGAAUAUAAGACGACCCUGAUUAUAAGACGACCCUGUUUUUCAAGACUUUUCAAAAUUUUGUUUGAAAAAGUUUGAAAAAAGACUUUUUGAACACAAAAUUCAAUUUUUAUACAGAAAAUAAUUACAGUACAUCUGAAACAAAUGAUUAGGGAACUGUUGUGUUCUGUAGAAAGGGAGAUGGAAAAUCUCAAGACUUGAUUUGAUGUUAAUAAAUUAUCUUUAAAUAUUAAGGAAACAAAAUGUAUGGUUUUUGGGAAUUAAAAUGAAAGUGAUGUGAUGUAUUUUAUUUUUGUACAUGUAAAAAAACAACAUUCCAUGAGAAGUUUAAGAAAACAAAACAACAAAACAAAGAAUGUCAUCCUUUAAAAAUUGCUAUCUUGAUUUACAUGUGCCAAAAUAGGAGUAGAAAGAAGUGUAAACUUAUUUAGUCCUAUCUCCAUUAACUGAUCAUUUAACCUGUAUUUAUAAAUACUCACACUGUAAUCACACU
This is a messenger RNA of Cololabis saira (Pacific saury), 3990 nucleotides long. Its product is annotated as GTPase IMAP family member 8-like. Bases 9 to 2306 code for a protein of 765 amino acids. The record is from RefSeq and is a predicted model, not a curated record. Lineage: Eukaryota; Metazoa; Chordata; Actinopteri; Beloniformes; Belonidae. Gene Ontology annotation, molecular function: GTP binding. The transcript is spliced from 4 exons.